Striga asiatica is the source of this 630-nucleotide messenger RNA. The record is from the annotation of a GenBank genome assembly. Lineage: Eukaryota; Viridiplantae; Streptophyta; Magnoliopsida; Lamiales; Orobanchaceae.
AUGUUCAUAUCGUUUAUUAGUAGUGACGUGGGAUUUUAUCGUAAUUCUACUGAAUGUCGACCUUGUAUGUAUGAUAAGGCGGAGAAGGAGCUCUUGGAUAUGGUCGGGCUCCUCAUAAAAGAACAUCCCGAACUCAUCCCAACAGCAAAAGAACUUCUGGAGGCCCUUCCAUGUGAUGAAAACAAGCAUGCUGAAAAAGCCAUCGAGCUUUUGAAAAACGAACACGUUGGCCUACGUUUCGCGAGAAUUUUUGCUGAGGGUUGCGAUCUUGUCGGGGCUAUGAUGUGCCGGGCUGUAUACGAGCUGGCGCAGGCAGAUGAUGUGCUGGACGGCACAACGCUUGCUAAGAGGGUGGCUUUUAUUAGACGAGAUCCCUUGUUGCAUGAAUUUCUCUCGGGCAAAGAGGAUUUGGAUAUAAUGACGGGAGCCUUUUCCAUUUUAGUCGGGUACUGGAUUGAUCGAAGACUGGCAAGAUGGCUUUAUGGACAGGCUAGAAACUUCAGUACUCCCCCCAAAAUCGCCGAGAUACACAAAUCCGCCGCCGUUUUAGGGCUACAAACAAACAAGAUGUCUCAGAUGGAGUUGGCUUGGCUGUGGCAUUUGUCAACAAGUACUAUCUCAAUUCUAUAA